UUCCAUGAAUCGGCUCAGAAAUGACACCCGGUCAUCAUGUUCUAGCCCUUAGAACCCAGUCACACGGGCCAUCCACACGGGAGAGGACGGGGUGACAGAGGGACGUGGGAUCAGGAUUCGGGAAGGCUGGGAGACACAGUGGGGACCGCCCAGCACGGAGGCCCAGACCAGGCACUGGGACCAGAGCCCAAAUGCAAUGGGGCCCCUGGAGUGCGUGUCUGGUGGGCCCAGGGUCUGAAUGAGUUCACCUCCACCUUCCCCCGGGCCUGGGACUCAGGCAGGAGGGGUGGCCGUGCCUGGACCCGGGGCAGACCCAGGCCCGCGUGAGUGUGUUCCGUGCCAGGCCCACCCCUUCCUCAUCCUUCCACGCCCACGUGUGCCCACGAGCCUCCCGGGAUAGCAGGCACGGGACGUGUCUACAGGUGGCUCCCUGAUGGCAACCCUACAAGUAGAUGCCACAAGGACCCCACUGUGCAGACGGGCAGACUGGGGGACCCCAGGAGGCACAGGGUGUGUGCGGGGUCCCAGCACCGGUCAGGAGGAAAACCCAGGUCUGAACCCAGCUGUGUGGCCCCAAAGCCGCGGCACCGGCCAGCCCAGGCCUCGCGGGGACGUUUCUGGGCUGUGUUGGUGUCACUGUAGGGACAGGGCAUGGGGCGGAGGGGAGUCCUUUGCAGCCUGGGAGGGGCUCUUGUGGGAGCAGGAAGCCGGGUGAGGGGACCCCAGGAAGUGACCUCACCUCCCUGGUCACAGAGCCCAGUUGAACUCACAACCCGGGUCACCAGGCACCCACAUUCUGGAGACAGCGCCCGACUGGGCUCAUUCCUUUGGACAUCUUCGCCUGACGGACAUGUUCUCCUGUUGUGUGCCCGGGUCCCGCGGCUGCCGGCUCAGGGGAGCCCGUGGCAGCGACGCUUCCCGACCCUGGAGACAGUGGGUCAGGUCGUGCACAGGACGCCUCAGGUCUCUAGCUCGCAGGGACCCAAAGAAAUCAAGCGAUGAAAUCGGGAAACGUCUGGCCGAAUCCCAAUACGCCUGCCCUCCAGAGUUGUGCGUGUGCCCCGUCGCCCAGGAGGACCACCCUGGACCGAGGGAGAGAGUGGCUGCAGGGAGGUCUUGGGAAGCAGAGCCUGGAGAUGGCCUGGGAAGGCCUCCUUCACCGCCCCGGCCCGCCCACAGGGUCCUGGUUCACGGGUCCUGGGAUCAGGACCCGGAGCCCCCGGAGCCAGAGCCCGAGGGUGAGAAGGCUGGGGGUGGGAGAUGUGUGUGCAUGGGACCAGGGCGGUGCUGGGCCACCCAGGGAGGAGCCCCCGGGGGCUGGUGUGGGGCCAGGAGCAGACUGAGAGGCCGGGCUGCGGACUGCAGGGGGCAGAGGUCCCGGUGUGGGUCCCUGGCCGAGGCUUCUCGGGGAGGCUCUGAGGUGACUUGUGUGUCUGCCAAGGCCCCUGGAGAGGCCGUCGCUGGGUGGGGGGCGGGGGGGAGUCUUCCCUCCUCUCACCCUGAGGCCUUGGAGCCGCUGCAACCACCACUCUGUUUCCUUCUCAAGAGUCCGGGGCAGGAGCAGAAGCCGGUGCGACUCCAGAGCCUGACCCGAGGGCAUCCGGGUCCUCGGCGUCUCUGCCGGCAGGGGUGGAGACUGGAGCGACUCCUGCAGGGGCUGGAGAGCCAGCAGGUGACCUGGGACCUGUGCUGGGACAGCGGGCACGUGAACAGAGUCAGCUGGUUCCUGCUUCUGCUCCCGACACCGUUCCUGCCACCGCCCUUGUUCCCGUGUGGAUUCCGGCCACAAAUCAAGGGCUCAAAGGCCUUCGAGGGGUGUUUCUUGUAUUUCUAAUUGUUGCUCCGGUCCCAGUCCCCGACCCCUCCACCACAAUGACUCUUCCUCUUCUCCCUGAUCCUUUCUCUCCUCUACUUUUGAGCUGGUACAUUAUUGGUUCCUGGUAUGUUUCAAAUCCACAUUAAUCUUCACUAAAAAUUUAUUUCCUUUA
Messenger RNA from Herpailurus yagouaroundi (jaguarundi), 1988 nucleotides. RefSeq names its product CMT1A duplicated region transcript 15 protein-like protein. The transcript has 2 exons. The record is from RefSeq and is a predicted model, not a curated record. Bases 851 to 1834 code for a protein of 327 amino acids. NCBI's taxonomy places the organism in Eukaryota, Metazoa, Chordata, Mammalia, Carnivora, Felidae.